Rhipicephalus sanguineus (brown dog tick) is the source of this 1308-nucleotide messenger RNA. RefSeq names its product glucose dehydrogenase [FAD, quinone]. Gene Ontology annotation, molecular function: flavin adenine dinucleotide binding; oxidoreductase activity, acting on CH-OH group of donors. The coding region runs from base 1 to 1308 and encodes 435 amino acids. The transcript has 8 exons. The record is from RefSeq and is a predicted model, not a curated record. NCBI's taxonomy places the organism in Eukaryota, Metazoa, Arthropoda, Arachnida, Ixodida, Ixodidae.
AUGGAAAAAAUUUUGCUACUCACUGCAGUUGGUGCAGGUUCCGCAGGAUGCGCUCUGGCCAAUCGUCUCACGGCUGAUGGCAGCAACAACGUGUUACUUCUGGAAGCCGGGGGCCUCGAGGACGCGGCCGUGCAGGUUCCGCUUUUCUCGGCUCUUUUACAGCGAACUGACAUUGACUGGGACUACACAAGCGAACGGCAACACAACGCCAGCUUAUCCGUCGACGACCAGAUUAACAGAUUCCCGCGUGGCAAAGUGUUCGGCGGCUCGAGCUCGAUCAACCAUAUUAUUUACGCUCGGGGAAACCGCAAAGACUACGAUAAUUGGGUAUCCCGGUAUGGCGCCGAGGGCUGGUCUUUCAACGACGUGCUGCCAGAUUUCAUCAGUAUUGAAACAUCUUACUUAGGCAUCGACAAUGGCUACCAUGGCGACAGUGGAGAAGUACCGGUCAGUUUCCCCAGCUCACACACAAAGGCUAGUGACUUGUUCUUAGAAGCUGGCCGGGAACUUGGUUACAGCAACGACGACUAUAAUGGGCCGAACCAGACAAGGAUGAAUGCUGUGGGCGUGGAGUACAAACGGUACCUCGGAACACAUACCGUUCGGGCAAGGAAAGAAGUCAUACUGUGCGCUGGAGCCAUUGCUUCUGCACAGCUGCUGAUGCUAUCUGGCAUUGGCCCUCGCGACCAUCUCGAGUCACUGGCGAUCUAUGACAAUUACUACAAGAAGAAGCAAGGGGACAACGUAUUAAUGAUUGUGCCAGUACUUCUGCGUCCAAAGUCAUCAGGCUACAUUCGGCUGAAAAGCGCAGAUCCUGAAGAGUAUCCUAUUAUUGAGCCUAAUUUUUUUGCGGAUUCCUCAGACCUUGACACAAUGAUUGAGGGUGUCACAGAGCCGUCAUGUUGCAAAUAUUUCGGCAUACAAUUAUUGUGUACGCUCAUACUUUCAGGCUCCAAGAUUGCCGCGCAGACGCUGACUACGCAGGCCAUGAAGAAUGGCAACGUCACCAUUUGGGAUGUCGCCCUGCCUGCGUGCGAGUCGGCAGGACCCUUGUGGAGCGAACCAUACCUGCGUUGCUUUGUGCAGCACACAUCACUCAGCGGUUGGCACCCUUGUUGCACUGCCCCGAUGGGGACGCACUCUCAGGCUGUGCUGGAUCCAAGACUCAGGGUACUUGGCGGCGUGAAAAAGCUACGGGUUGUGGAUGCUUCAUCGAUGCCUUACCUUACAGCAGGAAACCUUAAUUCACCACUAAUGAUGAUGGGUCACCGAGCUGCUGCCAUGAUUAUGGAAGACAACUCGCAGUGA